AUGGCGGAUCGGGCGGAGAUGUUUUCUCUUUCCACCUUCCACUCGCUGUCGCCGCCGGGUUGCAGGGCUCCUCAGGACAUUAGCCUGGAAGAAUUUGACGAUGAGGACCUGUCUGAGAUCACCGAUGAUUGUGGCUUGGGCCUCAGCUACGACUCUGACCACUGCGAGAAGGACAGCCUCUCCCUGGGACGCUCGGAGCAGCCGCACCCCAUCUGCUCCUUCCAGGAGGACUUCCAGGAGUUUGAAAUGAUUGAUGACAAUGAAGAGGAGGAGGAGGAAGAGGAGGAGGAGGAAGAGGGAGAAGGGGAGGGUGAGGAAGGAGGCCUCCAUAGCUCCAAAGUUCCUGCUCAGGAGCCCCUGAUCCCCUCCCCCUCUGUCACCGAGCUGCACAAGCACCGACCCACCACACUUCACCUGAGCACCCUGGGAGCACAGGAUUCCCUGAACAACAACCGCAGCUUCGACCUUGUCCCUCCGGACCCCUGGCCAGAGACGCUGCUGAGCACACUGCCCCCGGAGGCCCUCCAAGAGGUCUCCGGUGCCCUCCUGCCCACAGACACAGGCCCCCAAGGGUCAUGUUCCCCCGUGCGGCCAGGCUGCGACUGCCAAGGGAACCAGCCGGCUGGGCCCCCGGCUCCGGGUGGGGCCUCGCCUUCCUCAGAUCCGGGCAUCGAGGCUGACCUGGGCAGCCGCGAGGGCCGGCGCAGCAGCCAGGAGCUGUCCACGCCAGGCUCAGACUCCGAAGGCCCAGGGGGCGCACGCCUGGGCCGCAUGAUCUCGUCCAUCUCCGAGACCGAGCUGGAGCUGAGCAGCGACGGCGGCAGCAGCAGCAGCGGCCGCUCCUCACACCUCACCAACUCCAUAGAGGAGGCCUCAUCGCCAGCUUCGGAGCCGGAGCCCGAGCCCCCACAGGAGCCCCCGCGCCGGCCUGUCUUCCUGCCUGUGGGCCCCGACGACACCAACAGCGAGUACGAGUCCGGCUCUGAGUCCGAGCCGGACCUCAGCGAGGACGCCGACUCGCCCUGGUUGCUCAGCAACCUGGUGAGCCGCAUGAUCUCCGAGGGCUCCUCGCCCAUCCGCUGCCCCGGCCAGUGCCUGUCACCACGCCCGCCGGGGGAGCUCACAGCGCCGGCCGGCGGGGACACCGAGGCCACACAAGCCACAGCGCAGGCCGGUGUGGAGCUGGUGGACAUGGAGACGCUGUGUGGGCCGCCGCCGCCUGUGCCCACUGCACCCACCCGGCCUGGUCCAGUGCAGCCGGGGCCCUGCCUCUUCCUUAGCAACCCCACUCGCGACACCAUCACACCGCUCUGGGCCGCUGUGGGCCGUAGUGGCCGCCCAGGUCGCACCUGUUCCGCUGCCUGCUCGGAGGAGGAGGAUGAGGAGGAGGAGGAGGAAGAGGAGGAGGAUGACGACGAAGCCGAGGAAAGCUCGGUGGUGCCACCGGGGGGCAGGCCUGGCUCUGCGCCACGGGAUGCCUCGCUGGUGUACGAUGCGGUCAAGUACACACUGGUGGUGGACGAGCACACCCAGCUGGAGCUGGUGAGCCUGCGGCGCUGCGCCGGCCUUGGGGACAACAGCGAGGAUAGUGGAGGCGAGGCCAGCGAGGAGGAGGCUGGGCCUGGGCUGCUGGGCAGCAGUGGAAGUGGGGACCUGGAGGACGCCUCCCCAGACAGUCCUGACCUCACCUUCUCCAAGAAGUUCCUCAACGUCUUUGUCAACAGCACAUCUAGAUCCUCCAGCACCGAGUCUUUUGGCCUUUUCUCUUGUCUGGUGAAUGGCGAAGAACGGGAGCAGACCCACCGCGCAGUCUUCAGGUUCAUCCCUCGUCAUCCAGACGAACUGGAACUGGACGUAGAUGACCCUGUGCUAGUGGAGGCAGAGGAAGACGACUUCUGGUUCCGAGGUUUCAACAUGCGAACCGGGGAGCGUGGAAUCUUUCCUGCCUUCUAUGCUCAUGCGGUGCCUGGCCCCACCAAGGACCUGCUAGGCAGCAAGCGGAGCCCUUGUUGGGUGGACCGAUUUGACGUGCAGUUCCUGGGCUCCGUGGAGGUCCCUUGUCACCAAGGCAAUAGCAUCCUGUGUGCUGCCAUGCAGAAGAUUGCCACAGCACGGAAGCUGACCGUCCACCUGCGCCCUCCUGCCUCCUGUGACCUUGAGAUCUCUCUUCGGGGGGUCAAGCUGAGUCUGAGUGGAGGAGGCCCUGAGUUCGAGCGCUGCAGCCACUUCUUCCAGAUGAAGAACAUUUCCUUCUGUGGGUGCCACCCCCGCAAUAGCUGCUACUUCGGCUUCAUCACCAAGCACCCCCUGCUGAGUCGCUUUGCCUGCCACGUGUUCGUCUCCCAGGAGUCCAUGCGGCCGGUGGCGCAGAGCGUGGGCCGCGCCUUCCUGGAGUACUACCAAGAGCACCUGGAAUACGCCUGCCCCACAGAGGACAUCUACCUGGAGUAG
Elephantulus edwardii (Cape elephant shrew) is the source of this 2451-nucleotide messenger RNA. It is a transcript of the gene MAPK8IP2, whose product is annotated as mitogen-activated protein kinase 8 interacting protein 2. The record is from RefSeq and is a predicted model, not a curated record. Gene Ontology annotation, biological process: regulation of JNK cascade. The transcript has 12 exons. Bases 1 to 2451 code for a protein of 816 amino acids. Gene Ontology annotation, cellular component: cytoplasm. NCBI's taxonomy places the organism in Eukaryota, Metazoa, Chordata, Mammalia, Macroscelidea, Macroscelididae. Gene Ontology annotation, molecular function: protein binding.